Glycine soja is the source of this 2098-nucleotide messenger RNA. RefSeq names its product transcription elongation factor SPT6 homolog. Gene Ontology annotation, molecular function: histone binding; nucleosome binding. Gene Ontology annotation, biological process: nucleosome organization; transcription elongation by RNA polymerase II; positive regulation of transcription elongation by RNA polymerase II. The coding region runs from base 588 to 1283 and encodes 231 amino acids. The record is from RefSeq and is a predicted model, not a curated record. The transcript is spliced from 8 exons. Gene Ontology annotation, cellular component: transcription elongation factor complex. NCBI's taxonomy places the organism in Eukaryota, Viridiplantae, Streptophyta, Magnoliopsida, Fabales, Fabaceae.
UUUAAUCUAUAGUAUUCCCGGGUAGAAUUAUGUAUUGUUAGUCCGUGUGUCCGUGAUAUGUUUUUCGUAAACAAGCACGCACCCUUUUGUUUUGUUGCUCUAUUUUGGGCGAAAUUAAUUUUUUUGUAAUUUCUCAUUUUUAGAAAAUUCUAUCUACUAUCAAUGUCGUUCAGUUCUGAGCUUUAUUAAAUUGCUAUGCAUCACAUGUUGAAUCCGUCAUGGUUACUUGAACACUUGUACAGUGGUGCCCGACAGUAGCCUCUAGCAUUGAUGAUGGUGCUCUUUGAAUGAACAAUUUCUGAUUUAUUUAUUUAUUUAUUGUCCUCAAUUGGAAAAGCAGAGGAAGACUUGGAUGUUUUUGAGAAUGAUGGGUUUGCUGUUGAUGAUGCCGAAGAUGAUGAAGAGGAAGAAGGAGGAAAUACAAAACAAGCACAAAACAAGAAAAAAAAAAGAGGAAAUCAUUGAAAAACAUUGUUCUUGACGAUGAGGAUCUUGAGUUAAUUCGUGAGAACAAGAGCUUCAAUCAAGAAACAUUGAUUGAUGGAAAAUUCAAGAAGCUUAGAAAGGCUGGUGUAGACUCUGAGCUGAUGGAAUACUCUUCCGAUGACAGAGUAUCACUCUUUGAUGAUAUUGCUGAAGAUCAGACUAACGAUGAUGUAGAGGAUGACAUGGCAGAUUUUAUAGUGGAUGAUGAAGAUGUCAUCUACGGGAUGGGAGAUUCUCUCAACAAAAAACUUAAAGCCAGGAAACAUUCGCCUGCAUUUUCGAAAGGCAAACAUAGUUUUGGCAAGGAAGGUCAGCUGGAAAACCACAUUGGGAUAGUUCAAAUUCAGGCUACUAAGUCUGAUGAUCCUAACAAGUAUAAAUCAUUCAUCCCUACUGACAUGCACAUAGCUGGAGAGGAUAACUGUGUAAAUGAUACAGACAUACCUGAGAGGAUGCAGAUAAUUCAGGACAUUGUAGGAUCUACAAUCGUCAGAAUGAGUAUAGAAGAAGAAAGUUCCUGGAUACUAUGUCAACUAGCAUCCAACAUAAAUCCAUUGUUCAAUGAGGCUAAAUCCUGCAGACUAGUCGAUACAGCAAAAAGGGAAGAUAUUAUUAGUUUCUUGGAAUUGCGUCAUACAAUGAAAUAUGAUAUACCAUUUAUUGCAAUGUACCGGAAGGAACAAUGCCUUAGUCUUCUAGAAGAUCUGAAACUGGAAGAAUCAGAAAACAUAUUCAAUGAUAUUGAAAGAAAUCAUAUGUUGAAAUGGCACCAGGUAAUUUCAAAUUUACUAUUUUAGGUAGACAGUUAAAAUAGCAAAUUUAGUGAAUGAAGGAAUUUAGUACUUUAGAACUUGUUGGAGUUCCUUCAUUCUUGGUGUAGAUCAAGAAUUGGAUAAAAAGUGGUUGCUUCUUCAAAAGCGAAAGAGCUUGCUUAUGAAUCCAGUUUUCAUAAGCAGAUAUUUGAUUCAAUCACCAAUAUGCUCAAGAAGGCUGAAACCGAGAGUGAGAUUGAUGAUAUUGAUAGGAAGUUUAAUUUGCAUUUUCCACCAGCUGAGGAGUUUUUUGAUAGUGGUUUUAAAAGGCCUCUGACAAAAUCAUAGUACUGCAAUUGCAAUAAGGCAGGGCUGUGGUCACUUGCAAACAAAUUUGGCAAUCCUGAGAAAUUUGGUUCUUUAGUUACUCUUGAGAAAGUGGUAAUUUCUUUUUGUUUACAUCUGCUCGAAUGUUUUCUUAAUUUCAUUUGUUUUGGGGUGACAAUUGACUGGAGAGGUCCUUGGACUCUAGGGAAAAAGCAGUGAAGAAGAUCCGCAGGAAUCUCCAGAGGAGAUAGCAUCAAUGUACAAGUGUGAAACCUUUCAAACUACAGAAGCUGUACUUAAAGGGGCUAGGCACAUGUUAUCAUGUUGAAUUCAUCAACAUAACUUUAAAGUCUAUUAGUAAUCAUAGCUUACAAAUCUAUAAUUUUAUUUUUCAGGCUGCAGUGAUGUUAAGCAGUGAGAUUCCUUUCAGGAAAUAUGUGAGCACCAUAUUUAUGGAUAAGGCAUUAGUUUCAACUAGCCCUACAAUAAAAGGAAAUACAACAGUAGAUUCCUUUCAUGAAUUUGCUGGUGUU